GUGAACUUUGGUCUUUUUUUUAAUUCAGUAAGUUUUGUUGUAUAUUAUAUCUAACUAUAAAUAUACCCUGUAAAUAUACUCUAUAAAUGUAAUCUGUAGAUAUAAGAUAAGAUGACACGAUUUACUAUCGUACUUUUUGAGGACGGUCUUCAACUGGUGCCUUCAAUUUGGCUUGCACCAAAUAAAAAAAGCUGCAACUGGCCACCUUAUACUAACGAUACAAAAAUUAAAAAGGCUAUAAGCAAUGAAGAAAUUCCUACUAAUACUUGGUCGAUGCACAAAGUUUUACGUCUGUUCGGAACAUCAAAUUCUUAUGAAUCUGGGAUGGAGAAAGUAAAAUUCGCUCAAGAACAUUCCGACAUAGAUUACUCGGACAUAGAGGUCGAGAAGAACCAAAGAUCAAGACGAAAUAAAACGAAAGAAAAUUAUUCUUCUUCAUCAGAUGAACAAGAAAAUUUAGAAACGACUGACAUUGUAACUAUUGCACCACCGCCACUACCAUCUUCAUUUGUAAAUCAACCUGGAUCAAGUAGCGCCAGCUCCAAAAUUUUAAAACCAAAAUCGUCGCAAGUUUCAUCUGUCAACUCACUUGCAGUAACUGAAGUGACAUUCAACAAAUCAGAUUCAUGCCACAAAAUUCACGAAGAAAUCCUUAGAAGAUUAAAUCAAUUAUUUUUUAAAGUGAAAAGCAUUGAUGAUAAACUUUCCGACUGGGAGGAAAUGAGAAGCAAACCAUGCGAUGUAUCAAACGUACUAACACUUGAAGAUAUAAUAUCGUUACCAGUAAAAACGUUUGAAACAUUGGAAUUAUUUGAAAAAGACUUGGAAAACAGAGAAUUCUUCAAAAGUAUGGUAACUUUUUUAAAUAAAAUUGGUGGAAAGGACAGUCACGAUUUAACCAUAAAUAUUUUAAAACGAACUGUGGCAGAUGAGCUAGCCAAGCAGUAUAGCUGGGCUGGUAAACUCAAGAAAAAGGCAUUUAAAGAUUUAUUGUUAUGCAAGUGCAUUGUGCAAGCUGUGACAUUAAGUCAAUCAAAUACCGAGGUUGAAAUUCAAGGAUACAUUGCAAAAUGGUUGGUUCAAGCUAAUUUGAGACACCAUAGAAACGAGGCUAAGAAAAAAAAGAGUACGACUGAUCCAAAACGAUCCAAACAGCCUGAAGAAAAUUUGAAAUAA
Cyphomyrmex costatus is the source of this 1176-nucleotide messenger RNA. RefSeq lists its product as uncharacterized. NCBI's taxonomy places the organism in Eukaryota, Metazoa, Arthropoda, Insecta, Hymenoptera, Formicidae. The transcript is spliced from 6 exons. The coding region runs from base 112 to 1176 and encodes 354 amino acids. The record is from RefSeq and is a predicted model, not a curated record.